UCGUAAGGGUUAACUCCCCCAGUGUCCCAGCAUGCACGUCUAUCCGUGCAGCUAAAUCGCGCCUGCGCACGAUGAAUCUCCCUCUUUUGGACCCAGACCUCUUUCAAGAUGGCAAAACGAACCAAGAAGGUCGGGAUUGUCGGAAAGUAUGGUACCCGUUAUGGUGCCUCCCUCAGGAAGAUGGUUAAGAAAAUUGAAAUCAGCCAGCAUGCCAAGUACACCUGCUCCUUCUGUGGCAAGACCAAGAUGAAGAGAAAGGCUGUUGGUAUCUGGAACUGUGGGUCCUGCAUGAAGACAGUUGCUGGUGGCGCUUGGACAUACAACACCACAUCUGCAGUCACAGUGAAGUCUGCCAUCAGAAGACUGAAGGAAUUGAAAGAGCAGUAAACUGUCCUGAGCGUCGGAGCAUGUAUUUGUACUUCUAGAGAUUUCUUUGACGGACUCUAAAUCAGCCUUGUGUUGUACAUUUGCAAACCAUCACCACACAAUAAAGGAGUUGUCAAGAGUG
Messenger RNA from Acipenser ruthenus (sterlet), 508 nucleotides. RefSeq names its product large ribosomal subunit protein eL43. The record is from RefSeq and is a predicted model, not a curated record. NCBI's taxonomy places the organism in Eukaryota, Metazoa, Chordata, Actinopteri, Acipenseriformes, Acipenseridae. The coding region runs from base 109 to 387 and encodes 92 amino acids. Gene Ontology annotation, biological process: translation. The transcript is spliced from 4 exons. Gene Ontology annotation, cellular component: ribosome. Gene Ontology annotation, molecular function: structural constituent of ribosome.